This is a messenger RNA of Syngnathoides biaculeatus (alligator pipefish), 1143 nucleotides long. RefSeq names its product POP7 homolog, ribonuclease P/MRP subunit (gene pop7). The record is from RefSeq and is a predicted model, not a curated record. Lineage: Eukaryota; Metazoa; Chordata; Actinopteri; Syngnathiformes; Syngnathidae. Gene Ontology annotation, biological process: tRNA 5'-leader removal. Gene Ontology annotation, cellular component: nucleolar ribonuclease P complex; ribonuclease MRP complex; nucleus. The coding region runs from base 415 to 873 and encodes 152 amino acids. The transcript is spliced from 2 exons. Gene Ontology annotation, molecular function: nucleic acid binding.
UAAAAUCUAAUUUUUAUUUCAUUUCAAAUUGUAAAAAAAAAAACCGCAAACGGAGAUUCGUGGCGAGCACAAGUUUGCUUUAUUUGCUUCCCAUUUAGUUCUACUUCCGGGUCACAACUGGCUCAUGCUGACCAAGAGUAAAAGGAGAAUUUAUCCUCGAACUAUCUAAUUGGGUCAACAAAUGCGACGAAAGGCUUCGAUUUAAUCUCAACUUGUUGGUUGACAAGCAGAAAACAAACAUUUAUUGACGUAGGCGAGUGGCAAGAUUGGCGUAGGGAAGUUUUAUCUUGCCUCAUUUGGGCCACUUCCUGUUCUGUUCUACUUCCGAGUGACGACUGUUUGUGUUGAAAUGUUUCUUGUGCUGAGAGACUGCAAAAACACGGAGUCUGCCCUCUAAUUAUCAACCGGAGCGUUAUGACCGAGUCUCGCAAUCCAGGGAUGUCGUCCCUUGCCGCGGCCGCCCGUGUGCAACCAUCCGAGAGCCCCUGCGCCGUCGACAUUAUAGACCCGGUGGAGUACACCCUCCGGAAGCGGCUGCCGCGCAAACUCCCCAAGAGGCGAAACGACGUGUACGUCAAUAUGAAGACCGACUUCCGGGCGCAGCUCGCCCGUUGCCAGAAGCUGCUGGACGGCGGCGGCCACCGGGAGAUCUGCGUGCACGGCCUGGGCCUGGCCAUCAACCGGGCGAUCAACAUCGCGCUGCAGUUGCAGGCCAACAGCCAGGGGGCGCUGCAGCUGGCCGCCAACACCUCCACGGUUGAGCUGGUGGACGACCUGGAGCCCGAAGACCCCGACGAGGCCGCCGAGCCCAUGACGCGCACGCGAAACAACUCGGCCAUCCACAUCAAGGUUUUCUACCCCAACCCGCAGUGAGCCACCAAGAAGCCUUCUUUGGUUAUUUAUUUGGAGCACUGAACUGAUGCUUUUGCAAGCCCUGAGAGCAUUGCUUGCUUCUCACAUGCACCGUUUAUUGUUUAUUUACAUCGACCGUGCAAUUUUUCAUGUUCCAGCUCGUUGUUGCGUUAAAUGUCCACUGGGUGUCAGUAGUUGAUAAACCUCACGUAACGCCGCACUUCAGUCCAAAACAUUUCCCAGUGGUAGUCUUCAUUUGUAACCUACAAAUAAAAUCAGCGGUAAGACAAA